This is a messenger RNA of Cheilinus undulatus (humphead wrasse), 1402 nucleotides long. It is a transcript of the gene bub3, whose product is annotated as BUB3 mitotic checkpoint protein. The coding region runs from base 175 to 1155 and encodes 326 amino acids. Gene Ontology annotation, cellular component: kinetochore; bub1-bub3 complex; mitotic checkpoint complex. The record is from RefSeq and is a predicted model, not a curated record. Lineage: Eukaryota; Metazoa; Chordata; Actinopteri; Labriformes; Labridae. Gene Ontology annotation, biological process: mitotic spindle assembly checkpoint signaling. The transcript is spliced from 8 exons. Gene Ontology annotation, molecular function: ubiquitin binding.
AAUCAGCGUCUACCUCAACAGGGGAAGCGCUUUCAAUGGGGUUAGCUUAACGCAGCCACAUUGCUUUAAGCAUAAUUCACGCUGUACAGUUAAAAUAUUUAUCGGAACCGAAGAAAAUAUAAGCCCUGCCGAAGAAAAGUACUUCUUGCAUCCAAGCGGCUUCGAAAUAAAACGAUGACGGGCUCAAAUGAGUACAAACUGAACCAGGGUCCAGAGGACAGCAUCUCUGCUGUCAAGUUCAGCCCAAGCACAGCCCAGUUCUUGCUGGUUUCCUCCUGGGACUGUACUGUACGUCUGUAUGAUGUUGGAAGCAACACCAUGCGCAUGAAGUACCAGCAUACAGCUCCGGUUCUUGACUGUGCUUUCUAUGACCCGACCCAUUCUUGGAGUGGAGGUUUAGAUGCACAAUUGAAAACUCAUGAUUUGAACACAGACCAAGAUACAAUAGUGGGUACACAUGAUGCCCCUAUUCGUUGUGUGGAGUACUGCCCAGAGGUUAAUGUCAUGGUAACUGGCAGCUGGGACAGGUCAGUUCGGCUGUGGGACCCAAGGACGCCCUGCAAUGCUGGCACCUUCACGCAGCCUGAAAAGGUGUAUACACUGUCUGUAGCUGGAGAUAGGCUGAUUGUUGGCACAGCUGGAAGACGAGUCCUGGUGUGGGAUCUGAGAAACAUGGGCUAUGUUCAGCAGAGACGAGAGUCCAGUCUCAAGUAUCAGACUCGCUGCAUCAGAGCAUUCCCUAACAAACAGGGCUACGUCUUGAGUUCAAUCGAGGGACGUGUUGCCGUGGAGUACCUGGACCCCAGCCAGGAGGUUCAGAAGAAGAAGUAUGCCUUCAAGUGCCACAGGCUGAAGGAAGAAGGAAUUGAGCACGUUUAUCCUGUUAAUGCCAUCUCAUUUCACAGUGUUCAUAACACCUUUGCAACAGGUGGCUCAGACGGCUUUGUGAACAUCUGGGACCCGUUCAACAAGAAGCGCCUGUGUCAGUUCCACAGAUACCCAACAAGCAUUGCCUCACUGGCUUUUAACAAUGACGGCACCAUGCUCGCUAUUGCCUCCUCUUACAUGCACGAGAAGGGCGACAUAAGCCACCCAGAGGACGCCAUCUUCAUCCGCCAAGUCACAGAUGCCGAGACCAAGCCCAAGUCUACCUAAAUCCACCUUGGAUUGGCUCCCUGCGCUUAUGAAGCCAUUGUAACAUUAUGGUUAUCUGCUGGCAUCCAGUGCAUCAUUACCAUAUGGUUUUCUUACUUCUGUUUCUAUUCAAAUAGACAGCUUUUCCUUCCUGUAAGUUAUGUAUGUCCAGCUUUUCUUCUGUUUCACAGCCCUUGUUAAAUAUUUUGUUCUUUUGUGUGUUCUGAAAACCAACUUCUUGAGUAAACUGUUUUUAUAUACACCUUUA